Molecule: messenger RNA, 2527 nt
Organism: Drosophila ananassae
Lineage: Eukaryota; Metazoa; Arthropoda; Insecta; Diptera; Drosophilidae
Gene: igl
Exons: 3
Coding region: 506-1219 (237 amino acids)
Molecular function (GO): calmodulin binding
Source: RefSeq, a predicted model, not a curated record
UUUACGGACAUUCCGGGUCCGUGGCAUACGCUGUGAGGACGCGUCGCUGGCUGUUGUCAGUUGUUACCGAGCUUCGGCCAGAGACAGAUAGUCUGCUAGUGAGUUCAUCUGGUUUCCGUUUCCGGUUCCGUGCGAGUCUUUGGCUGCUAACCAGUGGUUGUGUCCCUCCUUUUCUACCGAAUUUUGUAAACAGUAGAAGAACGUUUUUUCGAACCCAAAUACCAAAACACAAUAAUCGUGUAUUUUUGUAGUAAUUUUAUGGAAACAGGUUUCCAGCUGGCUCGUGAAAGUCAAAGUGCAAAUUGGCCCAGAAAACAAGAACAACAAUAACAAUAACAAUACCAAAAACAACAACAAGUUCAGGUCGUUUGGCUGUGUGUGUGUUUGAGUGUGUUAGAGUGUGUGUGUGUGUGCAAUUGAUUAAACAAAAACGAGUAACCUAGGCCAACUGGUUGUGGAGAAACCCCAUCGAAAAGCCGCGGACUAAAUUGUCAAAUCCAGGAUAAUGGGCUGCAACACCAGCCAGGAGCUGAAAACAAAGGAUGGGGCCGCCAUCGAUGCGGUCAGCAAUGGGGAUGCGGAGCCAAGUGCUCCACCCUUAGAGGGCGAUUCCGGCUCCAAGUCCUCGAAUAAUCAUACAAAUCACGCCAAAUCAAAUUCAAUUAUCUCCAACGGUGAUGCCAAGGCGGCGAAUGGAGGCGGCUCCGCUGGUGGCAAGUCAGAAGCAACAAAUGGCAUUGACCGUCCUUGCGACAAGGCGGCAAUUACGGAGUUCAACGACGAGGAGGACGAAGCAAAAGCCGCAACAAAAAUCCAAGCCGUCUAUCGAGGCCACAAAGUAAGAGAAACCAUGAAAAAAUCGGAAACCAAAACCGCGACCAACAAUGGCACUGCCACCGGAGCAGCUCCAUCGGCCGAUGCCGCCGGAGCAGCCGCAUCCCCCGAGCCAACCAAAGCCGAGCUCGAGGCUGAAUUCGAUCCAAACGACAAGGAGCUCUGCCAUGCUGCAUUGAAGAUUCAGUCCACAUUCCGUGGUCAUUUGGCACGCAAGCUGGUCAACAAGGAUGCGCCCGAGGAUGAGGACAUCCAGGAGAUAACCAAGAAAGUGGCCGAAGAAUUGGACAUUGAUUUAACCGAUCCCGAGCUUAACAAGGCUGCUACCAAAAUCCAGGCCUCCUUCCGCGGCCACAAGAUACGCAAAGAAACCAAUCCCGAAUAAGGAACUCAUCACUUCAAUUUUGUUGGUCACGGCUUAAUGAAAGCUUAAUGAAAUACGAUUAAAAAAUAUUGGUAAUUUGUAAAUGUGUAAAAGGCCGAUCAAGAUGAGGGCACACAAUUGUAAAACCCUUAGUGAAUAUGUUUUAACCGAAAUUGAUUCUCAUUAACUUUAAAUAAUAUAUGAUUAAGUCGAGGGAAAAAGUUGAUUAUGAUUUGCAAAGCUUUAAAAAUGACGAGUUGAAGGGAGAAUAGGUGCAAUGUUAAUUUUAAAGCCAAGUUGGUUGCUUCUUUCAGUAUUUAAUUACCAACUUUUAGAAUAAACAUAAAUUUCAGUUAAUUGAAAAUUAUAUAAACUUUGUUUUUUGGUCUCUGCUACUUAUUAUCCCCAAGACAGUAACUAAUGAGGAACUAAACCUAAACUAAAAUUAAAGUUACAUUUUCAAAGAAAACCUAAUGUUACAGAAAGAUAAAUAAAAGGCACGAUGUUCCAUAAAAAUUAAAGUAGGAAAAAGCAAAAAAAUGCGAAACCAAUUAUAAGACAAAUGCAAGGAAAAUGCUGAACAAAUUUUUGGGAAAACAUUUCCAUUUUGUCUGGCCAAUGCCAAAAAAAAGUAAUAAAAAGUUAAUUGUACCUACAUGCAUAUGAACUUGAUAAAAAAAAAAACCAAAGAAACUCAAUGUUGUUUCAGAUUAAGGAAAUUAAGGGGUAUCCAACUCAACAAUUUUUCAGCCUUUGAGCUCUACAAGUAUAAACUGAUAAAUAAAUGAUGAAAAACUAAUCUGGUGGCACAAUUUUUCGUUUUUCUACCAAGUGUAUUACAUAUUUGUCUACUUAACUGAAUAUAAAGAAAAAAACAAAAACUUGAAACUGAAAUAAAAACACACAUAUAUACAUAUAUAUAUAUACCUAAAAAAUUAUUAAAGAAAAUGUAUUAGAACGAGUUGAAUUGGAAAAUAUUUUUUUCGGCUAAUUGCCGGAAAAAAAUGUUACCAUGUGGAAACCAAAAAAAAACAAAACACAAAAGCCACUAAAGAAAUAUUUUAAAAUUCAAAUCAAUUAACUACUGAAAUUAAUAACAAACUAAUGAAAAUAAUUGAAAUUAUAUUAGAGAACAAAGUCAAAUUCAAAAUAAAUUGCAUAUAAAAAUUAUUACAUUUAAAAACAAGCAAAUGGGUAUUAUCCAAUUACAAGUGGAUGAAUUGGAAAAUGGAAAACCCAUAUUGAGAAAAGAACUCAUAUACAAACCGGAGAAACCAAAACAGAGAAUGUCCCAACUAAAUUUUAAUUGAGUAAUAAAAAUAAAAACUA